AAAUAUUAACGAAGUUUAUAAAUAACUAUAUGAUUUUAAAAACAAAUAUUAUUUCAACGCAUGAAUAGGGUUCACAAAAUUACUUUUGCAUAUUGCGUUUUUCGUUUCGAAUGUACACGACGAAUAGUUCAUACGGUAACCAGAAAACGAAUAGCGACGUAAAAGGAAAACACACAACAAAAAAUAACGUUUUGCGUAAUUUUUGGGUCAAACUUUGUUAUUGGGGAGAAUUGUGACGUCACAAGAGGAGUAUUUGCGUCAAACUGCAUCUGCCAACCGUAUCUAAGACAGAACUCUGAUACUUCGCAGAAAAGCGCAAGCAAUUAAUCCUCUAAUGAUAAACGCUUCUCGAAAACUCUAUAUCAUUUUGAAACGUGGGUGAUAUGGCAUCAUGUGCCUUUCCUUGUGCAAUCACCGCCGAACGAAUAUGGAAUCCCAAUCUAACGCAACGCUCUCUUUUCUGGGACGAGCCAACGACUCGUGGACAAAUUAAAGACAUCAAACUGGAUGACGAAGACAGUAAGAUACUGGACUUCAGCCGCCUCGAAACUGACAUACUCCGAAACGUACUAGACGAAGAAGGCGAGCGAACUGAGCCGAACCGAUGUGAAAACGUGAUGGAGAAUUUCCCAUCAUUUAAUUACGUACCUAUACCGAUUCCACAUACAUUUACCAAACUUAACCCAAUCUUAAAAUUAUGUUCGAUCGAGAGCAUGAGGUCUCCGAUAUCCAUGCACGACCAUCAGGUUCGCGAUGUUCAAAAUAUGGUCCGCAAGAAUUUCAACAAAACUCAAUGCAUGGUAACGUCAGGCUCUCUCGAACAACAACAACACGCUUCUUCAGCAGCGAGGGCUAACGAAUUGCUUAAACAAUUAACACUGCCGAAAAUGGUCCCGACUAGUUCGGUUUCAAAUUACAAUUCAUCACUCAUUCAUAUCCUGGGAAACGCACACCUGCCGAAGAUUGACGAUAUCGCUGCAAACAACGCACAAGCAGCAGCAGAAGCGCAAAAAGCUACCUUGGGGUCGCCGUACCAGCAGCUACUCGAAAAUCGAUCGCCGGGGAGUUUUGGCGGUCCCGUGGAAUCGACGUACGCCAUUGGCACCGCCACGCCAUCAGUUUUGAGGCAAGCUGCUUUGCGACCGAACGGGAAGGCCCCUUAUAUGCCUCGUGCAAAACCAAGCUACCUGGACCCUACUGCUCUGACCACCCAAGUACCGCAAGCCUGCCCAAAGCAGAAGUUGACACCAAUACAGAAACACAUUCUAAUCCCUCGGGUCCAAGGCCACCGGUUCGCGGGCAAUAACAACCAGCAUUGUGGAGAUAGCGAUUCGUCACGGGGCAACGGUGGUUUUAGACGACGACUCGCACCUCGUCUCGCUGCCAAACAUAACCAGAAAUACAAGUCGCCGGUGGUGUCCAAACCAGAAGCCAAAACCUUCGCCCAGAUCGUCGCCGAAACACGCCCGGAGGCCAACGCACGGAACUAACUUCAUUCUGCAGGAACCUUACUUUACAUUGAGAGGAAUAUGCUGGCUUUCUUUGGCCAUGGAUUACUUUAUGUCAAUUUAGAUUAUUCAUUUUUAAAUCUAUUUUCUAUCAUUUCUACGUCUAUAUGUUUUCCGUGUUGAUUUCCAAUUUUGGCGAGCAGUAUCUAGUAUAUGCAUUUUACAAUAAAGCACCCUGACAUUCUA
Molecule: messenger RNA, 1694 nt
Organism: Ciona intestinalis (vase tunicate)
Lineage: Eukaryota; Metazoa; Chordata; Ascidiacea; Phlebobranchia; Cionidae
Source: RefSeq, a predicted model, not a curated record